Penicillium crustosum is the source of this 261-nucleotide messenger RNA. RefSeq lists its product as uncharacterized. Lineage: Eukaryota; Fungi; Ascomycota; Eurotiomycetes; Eurotiales; Aspergillaceae. Bases 1 to 261 code for a protein of 86 amino acids. The transcript has a single exon. The record is from RefSeq and is a predicted model, not a curated record.
AUGACAACGGGUGCGAAGGCAGAGACCUCGCACCUCAAAGAGCAUGUCAAACCUACGGGGGCGCAAGCACGCACAUGCGAACCCGUGCGUCGAGGGAAUGUGUCUCUGAGAACCACUGCCCACGGCGAGGGGGCCAGUAGAGAAGAGCGGACUCGCGAGAGAAUCAGAUACCCAGUGGCACUGAUGUCGAGAAUGUGGAUGCAUGCGAUGGACUUCAGAUACCUGCGCGGAGGGAAUGCUCUGCCGCAGAUGGGGACAUAG